AUGGGUCUCGAGAACAUCAAACACGUCGUGCUCAUCCUUUCUGGCAAGGGAGGUGUCGGAAAAUCCAGUGUCACUCUGCAGCUCGCCCUCUCCCUUACGCAGCAAGGUCACAAUGUCGGAAUUCUUGAUAUUGAUCUUACCGGUCCCAGUAUACCGCGGUUCCUCAACUUAGAACACAAGAAAGUGACACAGGCUCCUGGCGGCUGGCUGCCGGUCAAGGUACAUGAUGCAAGAGAAGCAGAAGACGAGGACAAACCGAAUAGAGGCUCCCUCCACGCUUUAUCCUUAGCAUUCCUCCUCCCCUCUCGAUCUUCGGCCGUCAUCUGGCGUGGACCAAAGAAGACUGCAAUGAUCAGACAAUUCGUUUCCGAUGUUCUAUGGCCGCCAAACACAGACUACCUCCUUAUUGAUACCCCACCCGGCACUAGUGACGAGCACAUCGCGAUCGUCGAGGAACUACAUAAACUUGCUGCUGAUGUGCAGCCUGUGACAUCUUCCAACGGGAAUGGCUUGGCCCUCGAGAUUGACACCAGACCCAAACUUUCCGGCGCAGUGGUGGUCACCACUCCACAGGCCAUUGCGACAGCUGAUGUGCGCAAAGAGCUGAAUUUCUGCGUCAAGACUCAGGUACCCGUGCUGGGAGUCAUCGAAAAUAUGGCAGGCUACAUGUGCCCAUGCUGUGGCGAGAUCAGCAACGUUUUCAGCAAGGGCGGAGGUGAGAUCAUGGCUCGCGAGACCAACGUCCCUUUUCUAGGAUCCGUUCCCAUCGAUACUGGCUUUGGAGCCAUGGUCGAAGGCGCGAAGGAUGUGCAGAAUUCUGCCAACGGCGCGUCGGCAACGAAUGGUCACGAUCCUGGAGAGCCUGCAGAACUGGUCGAGAGAUACAGGAGAUGCGGACUAUAUCCCAUCUUUGCGGAUUUUGCCACCACGAUAGACCAAAAAAUACAGAACUCGGCAGUUCCUUGA
This is a messenger RNA of Fonsecaea erecta, 966 nucleotides long. RefSeq lists its product as hypothetical. Gene Ontology annotation, molecular function: ATP-dependent FeS chaperone activity; ATP binding; 4 iron, 4 sulfur cluster binding. Lineage: Eukaryota; Fungi; Ascomycota; Eurotiomycetes; Chaetothyriales; Herpotrichiellaceae. Gene Ontology annotation, biological process: iron-sulfur cluster assembly. Gene Ontology annotation, cellular component: cytosol. The coding region runs from base 1 to 966 and encodes 321 amino acids. The transcript has a single exon. The record is from RefSeq and is a predicted model, not a curated record.